AUGGCCUCGACAUCAGGCGGUCCGUCAAGCUCCAAGCCGCCGCCGCCGACUGCAGCGCCCCCGAGAAAGCCGUCCGUGUCCGCGAAAGCCACCGCCGACCCUGUCCUCCGCAACGCAUUGCGGUACACCAUCUCCGCGCGCGAAUAUGCUACGCUGCACAAGUACGUGCUGUCGCGCUCGCGCGUGCUGAAGAAACGCGCGCCGAGCGUCGAGGCUGUCCAGCGCAUCAUGCACGGAGAUGCCUCCCCGGCAGGACCUGGUGCGAGCCGUAAUGAUAAGGCUUCAGACAAGGGCAAGGCACCCGAGACCGGUCACGGAGCUGGUGCAAUGGUAGGAGCAGACGAUUAUAAUGCUCGCGCGGUGCGGCAUUCAUUGCGUGUCUUCCUUACGACAGCUGCUGUGAUGAAGCUAGGGGGCCUCAUCUCGGCGCGAUUGAUGGGACAGAAGAAGGAUGCUGGUGCAUCAGCUCAGAAGAAGCAGCCGCUCUAUAAGUCCCCGACACUCAGACUCUCAUUGUCUCUGAGCACGAUUCUUCUCCUGUAUCGACUCCUAUUCCGGUUCUUCACCAGGCUGCGGCUUCAUCUUCUCGACCCGUCGGCUACCCCUUUCCGUUUGCGCAACCCGAGGACAGCCAACACUCUAACCUCGCCAUAUGCACCCGCGGUGGGCGCCUCUCUCGCCGGUCUGGCGCUCGGCAUUUACCCUGCGCAACAGCUUCGGGUGUCGGUAGCGAUCUACACCAUGUUCCGCGCCCUUGAGUUCGGCUGGAAUAUGGCAGAGGAUGGUGGCAUGGUCUGGGGAUGGGAGAAGAACGGCAAGGUCAAGAAAGAACGGCCGUGGUGGUUCGGCAGUUGGAUGCUGCAGCCAUUCGCAUUCGGGCAGCUGCUCGAUGCUGUCGUGUUUGAUAGGGAUUGUUUCCCUGCGGGAUUCGGCGAUUUCAUCUUCAACAGAUCCUCGGCUUACUUGCCUGCUAAGCCCAAGGACUAUCCUACAAAUGUCGCGUGGCCGAGCACUUACCAGGUCGUGGAUAGCCUCGCGCAGAUGGCGCGUCUGAACUGGCCACCAUUUAUCUCGCCAACACUCUUCCCAGGCAAGGAGGACACGCUGCCACCAUCCCUCUCGGUGAUCGCGCCGUUGACAGCCCCAGCGCAUCCCCUCAUCACAUCCCUGAGUUGCGCGACACUUCACCCGUCUGAUCCCUCCUGCAGCCGCACAUUCCUCACCUUCUGGCUGCGAUCCUUCCCACCGCUUACACGCUUAUUCCUAAUCCUCUACUCGGCGCUCGUCCUUCCCAAAUUCAGAUCAUUCUACAACUUCCCCGUCUCGACGCUCAACCAAGUCGCCGCCCGCGCUCUGCGCAUGAGCGCCUUCCUCACGGGCUCCAUGUCGACGGCGUGGGCCAGCAUUUGCUUCUUCCAGAGCUGGUUCCCGCGCGGGUUCCUGCCCACGCAGCGCUUCUUCCUGGGCGGCUUCCUGGCGGGCUUCUGGGCGUGGAUCGAGAGGCGGCACGGCCGCGGCGUCUUCCUGUACUCGGCGCGCGUCAGCGUCGACAGCCUGUGGAAGGUUGGUGUGAAGCGGCGCUGGUGGAGGGCGAUGAAGGGCGGCGACGUCUGGGUGUUUGUGCUGGCGGUCAUGCUGACGGGCGUGGUUUACGAGAGGGAUGCGAAGGCGGUGCGGGAGAAGGGCUGGCGGAAGGGAAUAUCGUGGGUGCGCGGUGAGGGGUGGAGGGACUGGGCGCUUGAGGAGGAGGUUGAUGAUGGCGAGGAACAAGAAGAUGAGGACCGUGAAGUGGAGGAGUUUGAGGCGGAAAACUGA
Molecule: messenger RNA, 1815 nt
Organism: Phaeoacremonium minimum UCRPA7
Lineage: Eukaryota; Fungi; Ascomycota; Sordariomycetes; Togniniales; Togniniaceae
Exons: 3
Coding region: 1-1815 (604 amino acids)
Source: RefSeq, a predicted model, not a curated record